AUGCCCGUCAAAGACUACGGAAUCUGGAAGGCAUUUCCAGCUCACUACGAGUUCGAGGAUCGUUUCGAGGACCCCAAAUCCCCCCACCUCUCGCUAUACUAUCAUGACAAUAAUGCAAAAAUGCCACAAUUUGACCGUGAAUACCGACACAAACAUAAGGGCAACCCGCCAAAUAAGCUAAAACCAAGGGAGAUUCCUGGAUUAUUCCGCGCAGCAAUCAACAUCAAGUCCACAGCCAAGGAGUCCCGGCUUGCAUAUUGGGUAAAUCAUAACAUUGUCGAGCACCCCAUCGCCGAAAAGCUAUCUAGCUUGGACUUCGGCUUCCACCCAAUUGAUCAAAUCACCGAUUUCGAUGGUAAAGGUCUGGACUAUAUUCGAGGGAACCUCUUCACUACAAAGAGCGGCCGUGUUCUUCCGCACGACAUCCCUGGCACGAAUAACGAUAUAAUCGACGUUCUAGAGCCCGAAGUAAAAAAGGCAAUUCAUCACAAAGCUACUAUCUAUCUUUUCGGCUCUAUGUUCAACACCAGAAACGGAAUCCACAACGUCCACAUGAACCAGGGCAAUAUCCCGCACUUUGUCAAAGAUGACGGUGUAUUUCAGGAUGGUGGCCUCCUCAUCGAGUACGACGAUCACUGGACUGGCGUGUUCCUUGCAUUCGCAUCCCAGGCCGCUCACACAGAUGACCACAAUGGACAUGCUUUUGCAAAACACGUCGUUACUUGGGCAGACAUUCUACCCCAAGAGAUUGUUGAGAAUUCGGUAACGAUCAAGGAGGCACUUGUCAAUCCACGAGGCAGAGAUGAUCGGUCCGCCAAACAAAAAGAGUUCGUAACGCUUGAAAACCUUACAAACCACAGAGUAGCCCUGUCAUCAUGGAGGGUUCAUAAUGCUGCUGGUCAAGUCCAAGCGCUCCCUCAAAAUGCAGCUUUGGACUCUCGAGCUAUGAAAAAGUUCGAGAUGUCAAACUGCCCUCUUUCUAACAACGGCGAUACUAUCACCCUACUUAAUGAAGAGGGACUAAGGAUCGAUGGAGGCAACUAUGGGAAAUUUGUGACGCAAGAGUAG
Aspergillus niger is the source of this 1068-nucleotide messenger RNA. RefSeq lists its product as uncharacterized. Lineage: Eukaryota; Fungi; Ascomycota; Eurotiomycetes; Eurotiales; Aspergillaceae. The transcript has 2 exons. The record is from RefSeq and is a predicted model, not a curated record. Bases 1 to 1068 code for a protein of 355 amino acids.